AUGGAAUUUUCUGCCAGUUUAGAAUUUCCUAAAAUUCCGCAUAUACAAGAAGCUAACGAGUGGGCAUAUAUUAUGAGGAGGACAAUGCAAGAAAUUGUACCUGGGUUAUACCUUGGCCCUUACUCUGCUGCUACCAAAUCUAAAUUAGGCGUACUGUUACACAAUGGUAUCACGCAUGUGGUUUGUGUGAGACAAGAUAUCGAAGCGCAUAUAAUAAAACCACAUUUUGCCGAUAGAUUUAAAUAUUUAGUUCUGAAUAUAGCAGACACAAACACUGAAAACAUAAUAAGGCAUUUUUCGAAUGUUUGUGUUUUUAUUGAAGAAGCGAUUAGUAAUGGAGGUAAAUGUUUAGUUCAUAGUAAUGCUGGAAUAUCGAGAAGUGCUGCUCUUGUAAUGGCAUAUAUCAUGCAAAAAUAUGGACUUACCUCUAGAGAAGCAUUUAGUUUAGUACAACAAAGAAGAUUUUGUAUAAAUCCAAACGAAGGUUUCAUGGCACAAUUGUCAGAAUUCGAACCGAUAUACAGAGCUCAACAAUCGCGUGUAAACGGACAGUGUUCGACGGAAAACAAUAGAAACAAAAGGAGGUUGGACGAUUUGGACGAAACGUCGUGUCACAAGACUCUAAGUCAUUUUUCAUCGAUGAAUGGUAAAAUACCGAUACACGAAUUUGUAAGUUGUCAAAAAAAUAUACGUUCGUACUCGGAUAAUUCGCUAUGCAAUUCGUUGAAUUUGAAAAAUUGCAAUUCUAUGAUGAUAGGAAGAGUUAUACAAAAUACGCAAACGAGUGGUGGAUCAUUAGAAGCCAUGGAUCAAGAAAUCACAAGUUGA
Molecule: messenger RNA, 828 nt
Organism: Pediculus humanus corporis (human body louse)
Lineage: Eukaryota; Metazoa; Arthropoda; Insecta; Psocodea; Pediculidae
Product: serine/threonine/tyrosine-interacting protein, putative
Exons: 3
Coding region: 1-828 (275 amino acids)
Biological process (GO): protein dephosphorylation; negative regulation of SCF-dependent proteasomal ubiquitin-dependent catabolic process; negative regulation of protein binding
Cellular component (GO): cytoplasm; nucleoplasm
Molecular function (GO): F-box domain binding; protein tyrosine/serine/threonine phosphatase activity
Source: RefSeq, a predicted model, not a curated record